Messenger RNA from Elgaria multicarinata webbii, 2103 nucleotides. RefSeq names its product SRSF protein kinase 3 (gene SRPK3). The record is from RefSeq and is a predicted model, not a curated record. The transcript is spliced from 15 exons. The coding region runs from base 227 to 1963 and encodes 578 amino acids. Gene Ontology annotation, molecular function: protein serine/threonine kinase activity; ATP binding. Gene Ontology annotation, biological process: regulation of mRNA processing; intracellular signal transduction; peptidyl-serine phosphorylation. Lineage: Eukaryota; Metazoa; Chordata; Lepidosauria; Squamata; Anguidae. Gene Ontology annotation, cellular component: nucleus; cytoplasm.
UCCAUCCCAGAAUUGGCAGCUCGAAUCCAGACCGGGGAGCUUUCCUCUGAGGAAUAGUUUCUCCCCCCCCCCCCCCCCCGGGGAGGACCUCAGCCGAUUCCCCCGCCUCUUCCUUGGACAAGAGCUGGAAGUUCAAGAGCAACAGAUGGGCUGCUCAUAGCCUUUCUGCCCAUUAAUUUUGGUGUAUGCUUGGUCACUGCGACUCCUACCCCAUAUAUCUGCUGAGAUGGGGGAGACGAAACAGGAGGGACGAGGAGGCAGUAGACCACUGAGUCCCUCCUGCUCAGAUGACACUCCACGUACCCCCCCAAUACUCCCCCUUCCUCUCCCUGCUGCAGUCGGAGCAGGGCAGCUGGGAUCUGAUGAUGAGGAACAAGAGGACCCCCGAGAUUACUGCCGAGGUGGGUAUUAUCCAGUAAAGAUUGGGGACCUGUUCAACGGGCGCUACCAUGUGGUGCGGAAACUCGGCUGGGGCCACUUUUCUACUGUCUGGCUUUGUUGGGACAUUCAGCGCAAGCGUUUUGUUGCCCUCAAAGUGGUGAAGAGCGCUGUGCACUAUACGGAGACCGCUGUGGAUGAGAUAAAGCUGCUGAAAUGCGUGCGGGACUCCGAUCCCAGUGACCCCAAGCGCGAGAACAUUGUCCAACUGAUCGAUGACUUCAAGAUCUCAGGGAUCAAUGGUGUCCAUGUCUGCAUGGUCCUUGAAGUUUUAGGGCACCAGCUGUUGAAAUGGAUCAUCAAAUCCAACUACCAAGGGCUUCCUAUACCCUGUGUUAAGAGCAUCCUACGACAGGUAUUGCAGGGCCUCGACUACCUCCACACGAAGUGCAAAAUAAUCCACACAGACAUAAAGCCGGAGAACAUCCUGCUGUGUGUAGACGAGAGUUAUGUGCGGCGCCUGGCAGCUGAGGCCACCCUUUGGCAACAGGCUGGUGACCCACCCCCCUCUGGCUCUGCAGUCAGCUCUGCACCCCAGGAAAGCCUGAACGGGAAGCUUUCGAAGAACAAGAGGAAGAAACUGAAGAGGAAGCAGAAGCGGCAGAGUCAGCUCCUGGCUGAACGCCUUCGGGACCUUCAGCAACUGGAGGAACGGGCAGCGGGUGAUGCCAGCGAGACCACGCUGACCCCAGACCUGCAUGAUGGAGCCCCCAUCUUGGUCUCCACAGUUGAAGGGGCCGAGCCCUUGGGGGGGUCUCUGGCCUGCAGCCCCCAGAGCUUGACAUCAUCCUCUGGUUUCUACACGCACAAUGCCUAUGACAGCUGCAAUGGGCAUUCUCCGCCGGGCACAGCCAGCCGCCAUUUCAGCCCUGACUCGGCAACCUCAGGCUUCUCAGGGUCCCUCUUCUCUGGCUCAGCCAUGUCGGGUGUUUCUAACCAGCGGGAGCGUGGAGGGCUUCUCUCCCCCAGCACGUUUGGUACCUCUGAAUUCCUGGUGAAUCCCUUGGAACCCCAAAAUGCAGACAAGAUCAGAGUGAAGAUAGCAGAUCUCGGCAAUGCCUGCUGGGUGCACAAACAUUUCACAGAGGACAUUCAGACGCGCCAGUAUCGGGCGCUGGAGGUCCUAAUUGGUGCCAUCUAUGGCACUCCGGCUGAUAUCUGGAGUAUGGCAUGUAUGGCGUUUGAGCUGGCAACUGGCGAUUACCUUUUUGAACCACACUCUGGCGAAGAUUAUACCAGGGAUGAAGAUCAUAUUGCCCACAUUGUCGAGCUGCUGGGUGAUAUCCCUCCGCACUUUGCUCUUUCGGGGCGCUAUUCGCGGGAGUACUUCAAUCGGCGAGGGGAACUGCGCCACAUUAAGAACCUGAAGCACUGGGGCUUGUAUGAGGUCCUGGUGGAGAAAUACGAGUGGCCCCUUGAGCAAGCGGCCCAGUUCACGGACUUCCUCUUGCCCAUGAUGGAAUUCAUCCCAGAAGAGCGCGCCACAGCCGCCCAGUGUCUGGAGCACCAGUGGCUCAACUCCUAGGGCCAAACGUGGCCCAGACAGACCGUUUGCUGAAGUAAGGGGACGCUAGCCCACGUGGAUUACCCUGGCACAGCACCUAGUCCUGUCCCUGGAGCAGAGGGAGGCGGUUUUUGUUCUCCCCCUAGUUCUUCCCCCUAAAU